Messenger RNA from Schizosaccharomyces cryophilus OY26, 2568 nucleotides. RefSeq names its product histone lysine methyltransferase Set3. The coding region runs from base 1 to 2568 and encodes 855 amino acids. NCBI's taxonomy places the organism in Eukaryota, Fungi, Ascomycota, Schizosaccharomycetes, Schizosaccharomycetales, Schizosaccharomycetaceae. The record is from RefSeq and is a predicted model, not a curated record. Gene Ontology annotation, molecular function: protein binding. The transcript is spliced from 2 exons.
AUGUGGAGAAUUCGAUGUGUUUGUCCAUUUGACGAUGAUGAUGGUUUUACUAUUCAAUGUGAGAACUGUGAGGUUUGGCAGCAUGCUAUUUGCUUUGAAAUUAGUUCGGAAAAUGUUCCUGAAAAUUAUCUUUGCGAGCAAUGCCAUCCACGUCCGGUUGAUACUGAGAAGGCUCAUCAGUUACAGCUCGAACGAAUUCAACAAGAAACACAUGUGAAAGCUGCUUCUCGCCGUCGACCUCAUAGUGCGAAAGCUCGUAGCCAUUCUGGUUCUCGUCAUGCUUCGUCUAGUGUAUCAUCACCCCAUCAAGUUCCGCAUAGUACCUCUUCCCCUUCGAAUGGAUUUGUGUCAGCUCCUCCUCCACCAAAUAUUCAUGUCGACGCCACAAACGUUCCAAAUACGAACAACAGACGAAAAAGAUUAAGUCAUUUAUCGCCCUCCUUACCUGAAGUCCAAAACCCAAGCGUGGUUUACUCUUCCUCAAUUCCAUAUUCACCCCAUUUAGAAUACGUGCCCUUGACAUCUAAUACGUAUUCCGCUGAAGCCCUAAAAUACGCCAAAUCUUUAUCUGGUUCAGAUAUGCCUAAUGCUAUUGGUCAAAAUACGGAUGAUUCCUGCUAUGUGGCCUCAGUUCAACCGAAAUCAUUUUGCUCUAGUCGCUUUGGCUUGUUUACUUCUAGAUAUUUAGUCCCCGACUAUCCCAUCACCGAAAUUAAGGGAAGAAUUUUUACUCAACACGAGUAUAAGAGAGAUCCCAAAAAUCAGUACUGUUUAAUUGGUGUACCAAAGCCGCAUGUUUAUUUUGACAAAAAGUCUGAUUUAGUGAUCGAUGCACGCGUGGCCGGUUCUAAGGCUCGAUUCAUUCGAAGAAGUUGCCAACCGAAUUGCACCGUCAUUAGUUGUUUGAAUGAAGCCGAUUCUUUUACUCCGACUUUCUAUUUAAUGCCUAUCAAGCCUAUUGAGUCAGAGUCGGAGCUUACUGUAGAUUGGACUUUUGAUGCAGCUCAUCCGUUUCAAUAUUUUUCAAAUAAUGAGCCCAUUCCUUCGUUUACAAAGGAAGAACGUGAGCGCCUGUUAUUCAUUCUUUCUUCCAUAACUUCCAACGCUGAUUGUGCUUUUGCCGAUAAGCGUAAUUGUUCUCCACAGCGCUAUGCUUCUAAUGCGAAACCUCGGCUUCCCAUCUCUAAUACUACAUCCUUUUCCACUUUAUCUCAUGGAAAUUUUUCGUCUAGUCCAUUAGAAGAAGCUACUGAAGAGAACAAAAAGCAAUCUGUGAAAUCUUUAAAACAAUCAUGGCUUGCGAAGUAUCAAUCUCUGGGAACUAUCUCUCCUUCGUUAAAGGAAACAGUCGAACCUAAAAUCGAUAAUGAUGUUCUAAUAUCUGGCGCGAACAGCAAGACAGUUGAGAAUGGCGAGUUCAAUAGCAAUAUAAAAAUGGAAGUUGAGGAUAGUACUGCGUCGGACCCUCAUAUUGCGAAGAUAGAAGUGGUAGAAUCAAAAGCGAUUUCCCCUACGCCUCCAUCACCCUCAAUGUCUCAUACGCCUCAGACACUUGACUUGUCUCCUAAAAGUAGUCAGUCUAGAAAAGGUUUGGAAGAAUAUGAACAUAGUGAUGGUGACAUACCAAAUGCUGCGGACAUCGCACCCUUGACUCCGCCUCACGGUUUUAAAAUUUAUGAUUCGUUUAAUGCCUCAGUGAGUCCCGAACGCAGAAAAUCACUAGGAGAAGCUGUUUUGCUCUCCAAUAAGGAGGACAAAGUUGAUGUAGAUAACAAUAUCAACAAUAACAGAAGAAAAAUGGCGUCUGCGGAACCUAGUCCGCAAACGAAAAGAAGGCGAAGCUCAAUUCAUAUUAGGUCGCCGCCAAAAGCUGACCAUUCCAGAAACUCAAUUGGUACAGAUGGCAUGAGUUUGUUAUCGUUAAGUCCCAUUGGUGAAAAUACACAUAUUGGUUCAGAUUCUUUAGCGUCUGAGGAUGGUUUAAUCAGACCAAGAACAAUGAAGCAAUCGGAAUCGAGCUUUUUCAGCGGUUUGCGUGAUACAAAAGAAAAGCUUGUAGCUAACGGUACUUCUGAAUCUACCAAAGUGGUAGCCAAUUCGUCACCAAAGUAUACUCACUCAGGACUCAAUAAUCACUCUAAUAUUCGAUCGGAAAAAUCAAUGACUACCAAAGGAAUUUUGCCGCACAAUCAUUUAGAAACAGCUCCUUCGGAACUGUUGGACAAGGGUGAAGUGCCCUCUUUUUCCGAAAGUUUAUUGCGAAGACACGAUAAUUAUGAGACUGUACAUUCCGUGACAUUAGAACAGAAUACGAAAGGUCAAGGUCAAUCAGAAGUAAGGCGAAGUGAUGGACAAGAGAAAAUACCAGGGCCGCCAACUUCAACACCACCGGCACCUCCACCAGGUCCUGCUCCUUCAUCUGGACCAAAAAAGCUUUCUCUUUCUGAAUAUCGACAACGCCGCCAAGAAGCUUUGAAAAGCAAGCAAUUAGAUUCUAAUGGCAGAAUCAAUAAUGCUGAGAGGCAGGUUCCCUCGGCUCCUAAUCUAAAUACGGCGGCCUCUACUUAA